Molecule: messenger RNA, 2444 nt
Organism: Paramecium octaurelia
Lineage: Eukaryota; Ciliophora; Oligohymenophorea; Peniculida; Parameciidae
Source: the annotation of a GenBank genome assembly
AUGAUUGAGAGAGGGUAAACAGUUUUCACCAAUUUCUACUAAAUACAAAUAAACCCAAAAAGCCACAUCUAUAGAUAUUAAGUAAUAAAUGUUUGAAUCAUCAUUAAUAGAUUACUUUUUAACCAACCAUGAGCCCAGAAUAACAGAUUUGUAAAUGGAGAGAUAUUUUUAAGGCAGCUAAGACAGGAUUAUAGGAAAACCUCAAGGUGUUUAUCACAAAUAAUUAAAUAUUGUACUCCCCAGUGAGAGCUUAAACAAUGGGAUUGAUUUUAGGAAUAUAUGAAGAAGAAGGAACCAGUUAUACUAUAUCUAUAGAAGAAAAAGCAGUUCUUAAACCUGGAGAACCUGAAUACACUGGAUUGAUUGGAAGGUUCUUUAAAAUGCUGCUAAAGUAGUAAAAGUUACUGCAAAUAGGCCGAAAGUACUUUAAUACUAAGAAUAUAAUAAAUUUUGAUUAAUUUGGUCUCAAAGUAUUUUUAUUCUAAUUUAAUUCAGGUUUUACCUGGAGUCACAUGUAGCUUAAUAAAAUAAGAGGAGCAAGGUAAGUAUUACAUAAAUAUUGAUUCCUCCUUUAAAAUGUUAAGGUGUACAACUAUGUAUGAAGAAUUGCGCAACUCAAGGGAUUAUUCUUUAAUAGAAGGAGCCAUUAUUAUGACAGUCUAUAAUUAUAAGUUUUACAGAGUGAAUAAGAUAAACAGAGAAAUGAAUCCUAAAAGCGAGUUUGAAAAUUAGAAUGGAUCAAAAAUGAGUUACUUGUAAUAUUAUUCUGAGAAGUACUUUAAGUUUUAAUAUGUAGGUAUAAAAUCAAUAUCAAAGACUCAACUUAACCUUUAAUAGAAGUUUUAGAAAAAUCAAGAAAAAAAUAGGAAGAGAAAAUUAUUUAUUUAAUUCCUGAAUUAUGUGUGCUAACAGGAUUAUCAAAUGAAAUGAGAAACAACUUUUAAACCAUGAAAUAAUUAUCUACAGUAACUAAACCAAGAGGUGUUGAUAGAGUCAAAUAAGCAGAUCAAUUUAUUCAAUGUUUUCAUAAUAAAGAAAGUGAAGAACUCAUUAAGAAGUGGAAUAUUUAACUUGAAUCUAAAUGUCUACAAAUACAGAGUUCUAAAGUAAAACCUGGAAAUAUUAUAAUGGGAAAUAACACCUAAAUAAAUAUAGAAACAGGCAAUUUGGACAGAGAUACAUAAACUGCCAUGUUAAGAGGAGUAGGUUUAGAGAAUUGGGCUAUUCUGUAUAGUGAUAGAGAUUCGAGGUAAGCUGAGGAUUUCAUGUCAUGUUUGAGAGAAAGUAUUGAAUAUUGUAAAUUUCAAUGCAAAGCUCCAAGAACAUUCACUAUUAAUUCAAAUAGAAUUGAAGAUUGGAUUAAAUAAGUUGACUUUAUUGUAUAAUAAUCCCAAGGACCUUAAAAAGUAACCCUCUUAUUAUUAAUCUUAAAUGGUCCAAAAAAGAAUGCUCCUUUAUACACAGAUCUAAAAAGAUAUUUAAUUAAUGAUUGUCCUAUAGCAUCGUAGGUAAUAUUAAGUUCUACAUUAAAUUAACCAAAAGGAAAAGUGAAAACAAUUUGUAAUAAAUUGUUAGUUUAAAUUUGUGCUAAAGUAGGAGGAACUCCUUGGGGAAUUUCAGAUUUACCAUUUACUGAUCAACCAACAAUGGUUUGUGGAAUGGAUGUAUAUCAUUCAACAGCUAAAGGAAGGAAAUCAAUGUUAUCUUUUGUUUCUACCGAAGAUGAAUUCUUUAGCAAAUACAUGACAUAAUCCAUCGAAAUGGAUAGCGGAGUUGAGUUUUCAUUUAGCUUAUGUCCUGUUUUGGUAAAGUCUUUGGAAUCUUUCACAAGUGAUAAUAGGACACCUCUUCCUUCAAGAAUAAUAAUCUUUAGAGAUGGUGUUUCAAAUUCAUAAGCAAAAACUGUGAUUGAAACAGAAGUUGCUUAAUUUAGACAGGCGAUUGAAUAAGUAAAGAAGGCAAAAAAUCAUACUAAACCAAUUAAAUUGGUUGUCCUUUCUGUUAAUAAGAAAGUAGGAGCAAAAUUCUACGCUGGAGAAAGGUAUAGUAUUAUAAUAAUUAUUAGAAACUUAGACAAUCCAUCAUAAGGAACAUUGAUUGAUAGUGAAAUUUGUAAUGGGAAGGAUGGCUUUUAUUUGAUUGCCUAAAAAACCACUUAAGGGACUGUUUAGCCUACCUAUUAUCAUGUUUUAGUGAAUGAUUUAAUAGAUGAACCAAAUAUUACAAGUAAGUUGCAAGCUCUAGCUUAUAAACUUUGUUACAUGUAUUACAAUUUUAGCGGGGCAAUAAAAGUAACAUUUAUUUUAUUCUAGAUUCCUGCCCCAAUACAAUAUGCUCAUGUUUGUUCUAACUUUAUCGGAGAUAGGUUUGAUCCUCGUAAACCAUAGACUCUUAUUAAGCCAAGCCAAAUAUUAAAUCAAAGAAGAUCCCUCUUCUUUAUUUGA